CGCCCCGAGCCGCUCCGCCCCGGAUGCGGCGGGGCCCGGCCGCGGUUUCUCUUCCUGGGCCACGGCGGUGGCGGGCGGGCUAUGGCGGCGGCCGCUUCCUCUGGCGGGGCGGCCGCGACGCCGGGGGCCAGGUUCGUGUACGAGAGCAAGAACUUGUCCGCCCCCAAGGUGUACGUCCUGCAGCCGUGGAUCGCGAGCCUGCUGGUGAACUACGAGCAGCGGGACACCAGCGGGGACCUGCUGGCGGGGCAGGUGCUGCGGGUUUUGAGUGACUCAAGUGCUCCAGACCAAGCUGGAGCACUCCAAGAUGCUGAACUACAAGUCUCAGAUGGGUCCUACUACAUCCGAGUGGUCAUUACAGCUGAAGCUCUGCGGGCGGAAGAAAACACCCACAUUCAUCUCAGACUUUCCAGCCUUGUUUGUAGAAUUAUCGUCUUGCAAAAGUACACAGUGUGUUUCCGGGAGGAGGCCAAGCUGGAGGACUGUGAGUUUUAUCUCACCGCCCAUCAGUUCAUCGUGCUGCCCAUGGAGAGACAGAGGAUGGAUUCGUCAAACGGAGGAAUGUCUGUGUUGGAAGCUUUGAAGGAACGCGUGCAUGGGAGGAAGUGCCACAUCAGUAACUGUCUUCUCUGUUGUUGCAGGAACCACGAGCCCUCUGUGCUACAGAAGAUAAAGGAGCUCUGGCUGAGGAGUCUCUCUCUGGGGACUGCUCCCAGCUCAGAGCCAUCCAUCUCACAGCUGAUUGAUGUGAUAGGACAGAACCAGCUUGAGACUUUGAAGGAAAGUGCUGAGGAAUGCUUGGAUUUACAGGUGUCCAAAGAGACAGAGAAGGACAAGCUUCCUGUGACGCAGUGGGAGGCAGAACUCAAGAAAGAGCCACGUGAGGACAUCUUCAUGGUCCCAGCCAACGUCCUGGUAAUCCCUCCUGAGGAGGGGGUGGUUGAUGGCGAUGCUUCUAAGGCAGAUGCAUGUGGAGCAUCUUCUGAGAAAAGCAGCUAUGACAGGACGGUGCCAGGCGACCAGACUGUCAUGUCGCAGCCCAGCUCUGCAGAGUCAACAGUGGUGUCAGGGAGCUCAGAGGCAUCGCUGGACAAUCCUUGGAACAUGCUUCCCACGAUGUCUUUAACUCUGACCUCUUCAGAAGAGCAGUCCUUUCAGCACAGUUCUCCAUGCAGGCCGGAGGCCCAGCAGGAUGUGGCUGCUGACAGCAACACCCCUGACCUGCUGGAAUCGUGUAGCCGUGACUCUCCCCAGGGCUUGCUGCAGGCUGACCCGGUGCAGACUUCAUCUCCCUCGCUGCUCUCCUCGUAUGGCAGUAUCAGUCCGGUGAAGGCUGGCACGAGCUGGGCAACAUCAGCUGCAGAGGCAGCCUACACCUCCCCCUGUGCUGCUCGAGGCCCACUGGUGUCAGGGGACUCCCAGGCCAACCUGCCGUCUCUCUCUCCAGCUUUUCCUGUCCUGCCCAGCAGCCACCUAGUAUCCCAUACCGAAGGGGUGCCUCACCGGGAGCAGGCAGACUCCAGUGGCACAGCUUUCCCUCCAGACAUGCUGAAGCAUCACCUGGCUCGUGCCAGGACCCAGGGAGGAGAAGCCCCAGAGGAGAGCAGGAAGGCCGCGGGUGCCAAGAGGAAGCUGUUGGUGGGAGGUGGCCUGGCACUGCCUGACGGGCGUAGGUCCCUCAGUGGACUGCAGCAGAAGCAGCCUCGACGAGGUGCCUCGUGGAGCACAGGGGGGGAGGUGCGCAGGAAGCUGGAGUCCAUGAGCACAGAGGGAGCAAAGAAGAUCAGAAGGGAGGAGCACAGGCCGCAACGCAGAGAGGAGUCCCCAGAGGAGGAAGAGGAGGAAGAGCAGGCAACCUCAGUGAGCGGCCCCAGCUCCAGGCCAGAGCAGCACAGAGUUCUGCAGCCGUACGUGAAGGAGAGGCCGCUCCAGUACAAAUACAAGGCCCCAAGCCCUGAGCUCUGUGAGCAAAUAAGAUCUGUCAGGAUCUCCGAGGCAAUGCUGAAGUGGGCGUGCUGGAUUCUCGCAGACAGGGACGUGGAUGCCUGAGCUGAGACCACCUGGAGCCCAAGUGUGCUCUGAGCAGCCUCUUGUCUCAUUUCUUGAUCGGUUCAGCAAACUGCAUGGGAAGAGUAGGUGGGGGGAGGGUGAGGGGACCAAGACCCCCGUCCCUAAGGGGGGGGCUGGCCUGGAUCCAGAGACCCUGGGUCUAGCGCGGCCAGGGACAUGACCUGCUGGAGGUCAGCACCCCCAGCCCAAAGAGGGGGAAGGCAUCUGUUCAGGGACGCUGGAGCGCAUGAGCUCGGCUCACUCCCACCUCAGUACCAUGCUGUUCCUGUGAUGUUCCUAUCACAGCUUGGAGCAAACAGCCUGGCCUGGCACACAGGAACAAGAGGGAGCAGUUCCCCCUGUACCGUGGGCAGAUACAGUUACAAGGCCCUGGCACCUGCUCCCUGUCCCAAAGCCAGUGCAGUAGUUUGGACAUGUAUCGAUUGGUUUUGAUAGGGUUCUGCACAGUUUGUUAAAAAAAAUAUCCUGCAAGGUUAUGCUGUAGAAAUUAAAAAUAAAAGUCAUAUAUUUUUUAAA
Cygnus olor (mute swan) is the source of this 2586-nucleotide messenger RNA. RefSeq lists its product as uncharacterized. NCBI's taxonomy places the organism in Eukaryota, Metazoa, Chordata, Aves, Anseriformes, Anatidae. The transcript is spliced from 14 exons. The record is from RefSeq and is a predicted model, not a curated record. Gene Ontology annotation, molecular function: telomeric repeat DNA binding. Gene Ontology annotation, cellular component: chromosome, telomeric region; shelterin complex; telomerase holoenzyme complex. Gene Ontology annotation, biological process: telomere maintenance via telomerase; telomere capping. Bases 82 to 2049 code for a protein of 655 amino acids.